This is a messenger RNA of Eimeria mitis, 3516 nucleotides long. RefSeq lists its product as uncharacterized. Gene Ontology annotation, biological process: regulation of transcription by RNA polymerase II. The record is from RefSeq and is a predicted model, not a curated record. Gene Ontology annotation, molecular function: transcription cis-regulatory region binding. Gene Ontology annotation, cellular component: nucleus. Lineage: Eukaryota; Apicomplexa; Conoidasida; Eucoccidiorida; Eimeriidae.
AUGGGGGCCCCCAGGCCUGUGCAUCCCCGGCAGCAGCAGCGGUCUUCGCUGCUGCUGCUGCUGCUGCACCCCCUGCUGCUGCUGCUGCUGCUGCUGCUGCUGCUGCCUGUCUCCGCCUUAGACGAAGAAACUCGAAGGAGACUGCAGCGCAGCAGAGCCACCAACGUACUGUGGACAGACACUGUAGUUGCUGCUGCUGAAUGGAGACGUUAUGAUUUCCCUAUAUAUGUAGAGGGUCCUGGUGUGUUGCUGGGGCCCCCUCAGGGGCCCCCUGGGGGGCCCCCUGGGGGGGCCCCCGAAGGUUCUGCUGCUGCGCUGCUGCAGCAGCAAGUGUUCGUUGCUGUGCGUGGCCUCGACGGCAGCGGCUUUUGGUAUAAACUAACGAGCCCGUGUGGGGUGGAGGAGACGAUCCCCGGGCGGGGGGAGACGAUCCCAGUGCAGGAGGAGACAGUCUCCUUGCUCGUAACAACGAGUUUCUCUAUAACAGACGGAACAGAAAGAAAAGUAUGGAGGGCCCGCAUACUACCGCCAGAGGAGACAGAUCCAUAUAAAAAAGAGAGACAGAUGGGGGCCCUUGGCUUCGCUGUGCUGCAGCAGCAGAGACGCACCUUCAUGCAGCUCUUAUACUUAGAUAAUCUCUUCCCCCACAGACGAACACCCUUCAGGGACAGUCCUCCUGCUGCUGCUGCUGCUGCUGCUGCUGCUGCUGCUCCCGCUGCUGCUGCUGCUGCUGCUGAUGUUUCUGCUGCUGCGGAUGUUUCUGCUGCGGAGGCCUCUCCAGAGAGCUUGCAGCGACCGCUGCAGCGACAGCAGCAGCAGCAGCAGCAGCAGGAUAAUGCAUCUGCCGCAGCAGCAGCAGCAGCAGGAGCAGCAGCAGCAGCAGGAGCAGCAGGAGGAGGAGGUGUAUGCGAGCGUUUUUCCCCUUUUGGUGGUAUGGCAUCACGAAGUGUCUCCUUUUCUGUUUCUUCUCUGCUGCAGUUUCCGGGGUCUCCUUUUUUGUUUGUAUUGGAUUUGUUUCCGCGAGAGAUAACCCAGCUAAAGGGACAGAUGCUAGCAGCAGGGCGAGCCCGUGUCUCCCCCACCAGUCCCCUUGUUGUUGUUAUGCUGCCCCCCAGUAGGUUUAUAAAGCCCCCUCAGCAGCAGCAGCAGCAGCAGCAGCAGCAGCAACAGCAGCAGCAGCUGCUGCAGCAGGAACAGCAACUGCAACAGCAGCUGCAGCGACAGCAACUGCAGCAGCUGCAGCGGCAGCAACUGCAGCAGCAAAAGCAACUGCAGCAGCUGCAGCGACGGCAACUGCAGCAGCGACAACAACUGCAGCAGCAGCAGCAACUGCAGCAGCAACAGCAACUGCAGCAGCAGGAACAGCAACGACAGCAGCAGCAAUACUGCUCGCAGCAGCGUUUAUACAAACAGCUAAAGACUUACCCUUAUUGGUGCAGCAGCAGCAGCAGCAACAUGGACACCAGAAGCAGCACAAGCCACGUGGCCGUUGCGCCGCGAGGGCCGUGUCAGGGCCCAUCGAGUGAUACAGUCAUACAGAAACCUGCAGCAGCAGCAGCAACAGCAGCAGCAGCAGCAGCAGCAGCAAGCAGUAGCAGUAAAGGCAGCAGUGCGAGCAGCAGUAGCAGCAGCGGCAAAAGCAGAAGCAACAGUAGCAGCAACAGCAGUAGCAGCAGCAGGAGUAGCAGCGACAACAGCAGCAGCAGCAGCAGUAGCAGCAGCAGCAGUAGCAGCAGCAGUAGCAGCAGCAGUAGCAGCAGCAGCAGUAGCAGCAGCAGCAGAGACAGGAGACAGAGACAGGAGACAGAUAUAUAUAUAAGAGGAGACAGAGAGAGGAGAAAGGAGACAGAGACAGGAGACAGAAGGAGACAGCAGAGAGAGAGAGAAAGGAGACAGAUACAGGAGACAGAGAUAUAUAAAAGAGGAGACAGAAGGAGACAGGAGACAGAGACAGGAGACAGAGACAGGAGACAGAGACAGGAGACAGAGAGACAUAUAGGAGGAGACAGAAGGAGACAGCAGAAAGAGAAAGGAGACAGAGACGGGAGACAAAGGAGACAAAAGGAGACAAAAGGGGAGACAAAAGAGGAGAUAAAAGGAGACCGCAAAGGAGACAAAAAAGGAGACAAAAGGGGAGACAAAAGGAGACAAAAAGGAGACAAAAACUUGCUGCGCCUCUGGCAGCAGCUCAUCGCAGAUGACCACAUAAUCUGCGUUGUCUCCUCGCGGCAGCAGCGACCCGUUGCCAACCCUCACCAGCAUCCUGCAUGCACGCAGCAGCAGCAGCAGCAGCAGCAGCAGCAACAGCAGCAGCAGCAGGAGCAGGAGCAGAAGUUGCAACGUAUAGAGAAGGGAAACAGAGGCAGCAGCAACGGGUAUACUGCUGCAGUAAAAGAUGCAGCAGGAACACAAGCAGCAGCAGCAUCAAACGCAGCAACAGCAACAGCAACAGCGGCAGCAGCAACAACAGCAACCGCAGAAACAGCAGCAACUGCAGCAACAGCAGCGACCGCACGAACAGCAGAAACAACAGCAACAACAACAGCAGCAGCAACAGCAGCAGAAACAAUAACAGCAACCGCAGCAACAGCAGUAGCAACAGCAGCAGCAGCAGCAACAACCGCAGCAACAGCAGCAACAACAGCAGCAGCAGCAGCAGCAGCAGCAGCAGCAGCAGCAGGGGCUCACCGGAUGAGCAGCAGCAGCAGCAGCAGCAGCAGCAGCAGCAGCAGCAGCAGGAGUAGCAGCAGCAGCAGCAGCAGAGCAGCAGCAGCAGCAGCAGCAGCAGCAGCAGCAGCAGCAGCAGGAGUAGCAGCAGCAGCAGCAGCAGCAGCAGAUUCAGAUCGUGGCUUCGUAGAAUCAUUGCAGCAGCAGCAGAAGCUGCAGCAUACUCUGCAGGCAGCAGCAGCAAUGUUCUUAUGGCAGCUACUAUACACUGCAGCAGCAACAGCAGUAGCAGCAACAGCAGUAGCAGCAACAGCAGUAGCAGCAACAGCAGUUGCAGCAACAGCAACAACAACAGCACCAGCAGCAGCAACACCGGAAACAACACCACCACCAGCAGCAGCAACAGAAACAACAGCACCACCAGCAGCAGCAACAGAAACAACAGCACCACCAGCAGCGGCAACAGAAACAACAUCACCAGCAGCAACAGCAGCAGCAGCAGCAACAGCAGCAGCAGCAGCAGCAGCAGCAGCAGCUGACUCUUCUAGGACUUUGUUAAGUUUUGCUUCCAUGGUAGUGUGGGGUUCAGGCCAGACACGGAAGGUCCGCAGAAUAAAGUCCACUGCCGCCUCCUUCACUAUAAACACCUCAGCUAGCAACGCACACAAAAACUGCAGCAGCAGCAGCAGCAGCAGCAGCAGCAGCAGCAGCAGCAGAGGAGGAGGAGGAGGAGGAGGUGGUGCAGGAGUAGCAGCAAUAGGAAAACAGCAGCAGCAGAAGCGGCAGCAGGAACAGCAGCAGCAGCAGCAGCAGCAGCAAGAGGAAAGGAUGUCGAGAUUUGGGGUUUAG